Molecule: messenger RNA, 2183 nt
Organism: Oryctolagus cuniculus (rabbit)
Lineage: Eukaryota; Metazoa; Chordata; Mammalia; Lagomorpha; Leporidae
Gene: RNF151
Product: ring finger protein 151
Biological process (GO): protein ubiquitination
Molecular function (GO): ubiquitin-protein transferase activity; zinc ion binding
Source: RefSeq, a predicted model, not a curated record
CUCCGUGCCCAGCCCCCGGCGCAAUGUGCGUGCGCCUGCGCGUUGCCGCCGAGCGCGGCCCGGGAAUCUGAGUGGCGGGAAGAGCGCUAUAAACGCGCGCGCCGCGGCCGGCCGCCUCUCUCGGGACUCCCGGGCGUGAGCUGGGCGCUGUCCCCUCGAGGACGCCGGCGGAGGACCCUGUGCCGAUGGCGACGACAGCGGAGACCCGCGGGGCCCGGGCGGGCCGCGAACGCCUCGGGCCGGGGUCUGCGGCGGAGACGGGAGCGAGCUGAGAGGCCUCCACGCGCCGGUUCCCUCCCCGGGUGGGUCUCCCACGCGGGGGUAGGCGCCGGCGCUGUGGCCUGAGGCGCUGGCUCCCACAUGGGCGCCGGUUCGAGUCCCGGCCGCCCCACUCCCCAUGCAGCUCCGCUGUGGCCUGGGCAAGCAGCGGAAGGUGGCCCGAGCCCCCGGGCCCCUGCCCCCGCGUGGGAGGCCCGGGAGAAGCUCCUGGCUCCGGAUGCACGCGGCGAGGGAGGCCCUCUCACUCCGCCUCCGACCUGGACAGACCUGGGGCAGAGAGGGGGCCCGCUGCAGUGUGGAGGCGGUGGCCGGGGGCAGGGACAGUGGCUGUGGAUGCAGCGGGGUCUCCGCGGUCCGCGCUGGACCUUGCCAGGGUGCGUAGAAGCGCCCUCACCAGGCGGCCGUCUCCCGAGGUGAGAGUUCGUGGGGUCUUCCAGAUGCUACGUGCAGAUGGCCCUUGGUACGGAACAGGUUUUUCCACGCAGUCUCAAAUAAAGCCGUUCAACCUGUGUCCUGCGUGUUCUUGUGGCGCGUCAUGGCGUCGUGCAGCCCCACCCCUGGGGGCAAGGAGGAGGCCUCGGGUGCCAGGGACCCUGGCCUGUCCGUCCGGGACCUCCCCUGGGCUGGUGUGAGCUAGGAUGGGAACGUGAGGUCACGGCCCAGGGGCUCCUGUCCGGGGACAGCUCAGCACCCCAGGGUCUGGCCCGGAGAGACGUGCUAACUGCCAGGCUGCGGGUCUACCUCUACCCACGUGACUGGCACCGGCUGGGGGGGCGGCCUGUGGUGCCAGCACCAGUGGAGUCCCAGCCGCCCUGCUUCCUGUCUGGCCCCUGCUAAUGCACCUGGGAACGCGGCCAGUGCCCCAGGACUUGGGCCCUGCCAUCCACGUGGGAGACCAUCUUAAAGGUUUAGGAGAGACCCCACGGGGGCUGGGGGGAGGGGAAGGCUCUGCUUCCCAGGGCACCGGCUGCGGCCCACCCCCACACAGGAGGCUGCACAGACCCGUCCCGGAUGGCACAGGGGCUCUGAUUGGCCUGAGCUGGACAAUGCCACUGUGAUGUCAGCAGACAGCAGCUGUGAAAUACCUGCUCCCAGGCCCCGGGGGUCAGUGGAGCUGCCGUCCAGACACCAGUCAUGAGUGGCGGGUAUGACCUCAACCUCUUCGCCAGCACUCCUGACUGCAGCUUCCUGUGCUCCGUCUGCCACGGAGUUCUUAAGAGGCCGGUGAGGUUGCCGUGCAGCCACAUCUUCUGUAAGAAGUGCAUCCUCCGGUGGCUAACCAGACAAAAGACCUGUCCGUGCUGCAGGAAGGAGGUGAAAAGGAAAAAGAUGGUCCACGUGAAUAAACUCCGCAGAGCCAUAGGCCGCCUGCAGGUCAAGUGCAAGAACGCGGAGGCUGGCUGCCUGGUCACCUGCCCCCUGGCCCAUCGCAGGGGGCACCAGGACUCAUGCCCGUUUGAGCUGACGGCCUGCCCCAGGGAGGGCUGCGCCGCACGGGUGCCGCGUGGGGCCCUGGCUGAACACCAGCGGCACUGCCAGCAGAGCUCCCAUCAUCUCUGCCCCCUGGGCUGCGGGGCCACCCUGGGCCCGGCCGAGCGUGCCGGACACAACUGCUACCGGGAGCUGCGGGACGCCUGGAGCGAGCGCCAGGAGCGCAGCCGGACCCUGCUGCUGUGCCUGCUGCAGCGCGUGCGCCAGGUGCACCGCACCACCAACCUCAUCCGCCGGCAGCUGGCCCAGCUGGGCAACUUCCUGGAGGAGGACGAGGCCCUGCUGGCCGGCACCCCGCAGGAGGCUGCGGCCACCCCGGAAGGAGUGGGGGCGCGGGGCUGUGGAGGGCCCAGGGCCAAAGUGCCUUAUAAACAGAGGGGUAAAUAAACGUGGCGCCCAGGCCUGGCCCACCA